CCCAAACAGGAUUCACCGAGUGUUGAGCAACAACACAAAGAAUAACCAGAUCAGAACGAGCAUAUAUACCAGUAAACCAGUUAUGAAUCCUGAAUACGACUACCUCUUCAAGACCCUGCUUAUCGGAGACUCUGGUGUUGGAAAGAGUUGUUUGCUGUUGCGAUUCGCCGACGAUACCUACACUGAGAGUUACAUUUCUACCAUCGGUGUGGACUUUAAAAUCCGUACCAUUGAGCUUGACGGUAAGACCGUGAAGCUUCAGAUCUGGGAUACCGCUGGUCAAGAACGUUUCCGUACCAUCACCUCCUCUUACUACCGUGGCGCUCAUGGUAUCAUCGUUGUCUACGAUGUCACCGACCAGGAUACCUUCAACAACGUAAAGCAGUGGUUGCAGGAGAUUGACAGAUAUGCGACUGAAGGCGUGAACAAGCUCCUUGUCGGAAACAAGAGCGAUAUGACGGACAAGAAGGUUGUGGAGUACACUGUUGCAAAGGAAUUCGCUGAUGGACUCGGCAUUCCCUUCCUCGAAACCAGUGCAAAGAGCGCUACCAACGUCGAGCAGGCUUUCUUGACAAUGGCUAGGCAGAUUAAGGAGAGAAUGGGUAGCAACACCGUGAACACUGCCGGUGGGAAGAGCACGGUGAAGGUUGGACAAGGUCAGAGUGUGAACCAGCAGUCGAGUGGAGGGUGUUGUUAAGUGGAUGCGGUGGUGACAUAUCAGAGUUGUCAAGUGG
Molecule: messenger RNA, 734 nt
Organism: Saitoella complicata NRRL Y-17804
Lineage: Eukaryota; Fungi; Ascomycota; Saitoellomycetes; Saitoellales; Saitoellaceae
Product: ras-domain-containing protein
Exons: 5
Coding region: 83-697 (204 amino acids)
Molecular function (GO): GTPase activity; GTP binding
Source: RefSeq, a predicted model, not a curated record